AUGGUGGGUCUCAUCACGUUCCAGUCGUUUUCUGACGGUCUGGUGUCUGGCAAGCAACCUGAUCCCUCCGGAAUAGGCGAUCUGAGAGGCAAGGUGGAAUAUAUCUGGAAUUGGCGUGAUCGUGCGGGAGAGCCUGCUGAUGGAAAUAUGGUGCACCAACCAAGAGGUCGCCUUGUCUCGGGAUCUAGCAGAUGCCUCUAA
This is a messenger RNA of Aspergillus fumigatus Af293, 201 nucleotides long. RefSeq lists its product as uncharacterized. NCBI's taxonomy places the organism in Eukaryota, Fungi, Ascomycota, Eurotiomycetes, Eurotiales, Aspergillaceae. The coding region runs from base 1 to 201 and encodes 66 amino acids. The record is from RefSeq and is a predicted model, not a curated record. The transcript has a single exon.